Molecule: messenger RNA, 2547 nt
Organism: Caenorhabditis bovis
Lineage: Eukaryota; Metazoa; Nematoda; Chromadorea; Rhabditida; Rhabditidae
Source: the annotation of a GenBank genome assembly
AUGAUUACCAACGACCACGAUCGUCGCAAGCAAAUCAGUGUCCGCGGAAUCGCACAAGUCGAGAACGUCAGCAACAUCAAGAAGGCGUUUAAUCGCCACUUGCACUUUUCGAUCAUCAAGGAUCGUAAUGUUGCUACCGAGCGCGAUUACUAUUUUGCGCUUGCGAACACCGUUCGUGAUCAUUUGGUGAGCCGCUGGAUCCGCACCCAACAGCAUUACUAUGACAAGGAUCCAAAGCGUGUUUACUACUUGUCGCUUGAGUUCUACAUGGGAAGAACCCUCUCGAACACGAUGAUGAAUCUCGGUUUACAAGCUACCGUUGAUGAGGCUCUUUAUCAGCUUGGUCUUGACAUCGAAGAGCUUCAAGAGAUUGAGGAAGAUGCCGGACUUGGAAACGGAGGACUCGGAAGAUUGGCGGCGUGCUUCCUCGAUUCAAUGGCCACUCUUGGAAUUCCAGCGUACGGAUAUGGACUCCGUUACGAGUACGGAAUCUUCAAGCAACUCAUCCGCGACGGAUGGCAAGUUGAGGAGCCUGAUGACUGGCUUCGUUUCGGAAACCCAUGGGAGAAGGCGCGUCCGGAGUAUAUGCUCCCGGUCAACUUCUAUGGAAAAGUUGUCAAGGACGAAAAGGGAAAAUCGAUAUGGGUUGAUACCAAUGUCGUUUUUGCUAUGCCUUACGACACUCCGGUCCCAGGAUACAAGAACAACAUUGUGAACACACUUCGUUUGUGGUCGGCUAAGGCUGAGAACCAUUUCCGUUUGAAAUUCUUUAACGAUGGAGACUACGUUCAAGCUGUCAUGGACCGUAAUCUUUCGGAGAACAUUACUCGUGUUCUUUACCCGAAUGACAAUAUGUUCCUCGGAAAGGAGCUUCGUUUGAAGCAGCAAUACUUCUUGGUCGCUGCUACUCUUCAAGAUAUCAUCCGCCGUUUCAAGUCGUCAAUCUACGGAAACCGCGAGGUGACCCGUGUCAACUUCGACACAUUCCCGGACAAGGUCGCCAUUCAACUCAACGACACCCAUCCAUCGAUCGGAAUUCCGGAGCUCAUUCGUCUGCUCGUCGAUGUCGAGGGAUUAUCGUGGGAUCAGGCAUGGGACAUCUGCGUUAAGACCUACGCAUACACCAACCACACACUCUUGCCAGAGGCGCUUGAGAGAUGGCCAGUCUCGCUCAUGCAGAAUCUUCUCCCAAGACAUCUCGAAAUCAUCUAUGAGAUCAAUCAGAAGUUCAUGGAGUCACUUUCUGCCAAAUAUCCCGGAGACUUUGACCGUAUGCGUCGCAUGUCAAUUGUCGAAGAGGCUGAUCAAUUCGGCGAGAAGCGCAUCAACAUGGCUCAUUUGUGCAUUGUUUCAUCGCAUGCCAUCAAUGGUGUCGCUGCUCUCCACUCUGAGCUUUUGAAGACCACCACGUUCAAAGACUUCGAUGAGUUCUUCCCGGGAAGAUUCCAGAACAAGACCAACGGAAUUACCCCAAGAAGAUGGCUUCUUUUGUCCAAUCCGUCACUCGCCGACCUUAUCGUCGAGAAGAUUGGAGAGUCAUGGAUCACGAAUCUUGAUGAACUUCAGAAACUCAAGGAGUUCACCAACGACUCUGGAUUCCUUGACUCGAUUAGACGUGUCAAGCUUGAAAACAAGCAACAUGUUGCUCAAUACUUGUCCGAAGAAUACAAUGUUACGAUCAACCCAGCAUCGUUGUUCGAUGUCCACGUCAAACGUAUCCAUGAGUACAAACGUCAACUUCUCAACAUUCUUCACGUCAUCGCUCUUUACAAUCGCAUAAAAGCUGAUCCAAACAUCGACAUGGUCCCACGUACCGUUCUCUACGGAGGAAAGGCUGCUCCAGGAUACCACAUGGCCAAGCAGAUCAUUCGUUUGAUCACUGCUGUUGCUGAGGUUGUUAACAACGACGCUAUUGUUGGAGAUCGCCUUAAGGUCAUCUUCCUCGAGAACUAUCGUGUCUCGAUGGCAGAGAAGAUCAUCCCAGCUGCUGACUUGUCUGAACAGAUCUCUACCGCUGGAACUGAAGCAUCUGGAACCGGAAACAUGAAGUUCAUGCUGAACGGAGCUUUGACCAUUGGAACUCUCGACGGAGCCAAUGUUGAGAUGGCGGAAGAAAUGGGAAAUGACAACAUCUUCAUCUUCGGAAUGAACGUCAAUGAGGUUGAAGCGCUCCAGAAGCGCGGAUACUCCAGCCAGGAGUUCAUCGCCAAGAGCCCAGUUCUUCAGCAAAUUGUCGACCAAAUUGAGAGUGGAAUGUUCACCCCUGAGGAUCCAGGACAGCUCCGCGAUCUCUCGAACAUGCUUCGCUUCCAUGAUCGCUUCAUGGUGUGCGCUGACUUCGACGCCUACGUCGCCAUGCAAGACAAGGUCUCUGCUACUUUCCGCGAUCAACAGACUUGGUCGCGUAUGGCGUUGCACAACAUCGCAUCGACUGGAAAGUUCUCCACUGACCGCACCAUUGCCGAAUAUGCGCGCGAAAUCUGGGGUAUCGAGCAAUUCGAGACGAGCUUGCCAGCUCCAUACGAAAAUGAGACAAAGAAUGACUAA